Molecule: messenger RNA, 693 nt
Organism: Cylindrotheca closterium
Lineage: Eukaryota; Bacillariophyta; Bacillariophyceae; Bacillariales; Bacillariaceae
Source: the annotation of a GenBank genome assembly
AUGCGCAACCAACUUCACCUUCGAAACGAAUCUAUUACAAGAGAAGAGAUGAAUAAUAAUAUGAAGUCUGGGCAAUUUUUCUAUGAACAGGUUGUGGAGAUAUACAACGAUCCGACCCAAUGCACUGAGCCCAUUAGCCCAGAGAUCGACGAUUCUCCACUGGAUGAAAUACAAGGCACAUUCCAUUGGACGGAAGCAAAAGCGAAGUUCAAUUCAAUUGUCAAACUGUACGAGUCAGCGCGAAGGGUUUGGAAGACAAGUGGCAACCACGGAGAUUUUGCUGAAUACACCACUGCGGAUUACCUCUUGCAUCUGCAUGCAGCCGUCGAGAAAUAUCCCGGCUGCUUGAGUCAACUUUGCAGUAAACUCCCAGAAGAACACUUCAAUGAAUCAACAAAUGGCUCCAAAGCAAUGCCUCCGCGAUACCAAUCUGGUAACACAACAAGAGAGAGAAAGCGGAACUCGGACACUAUCGAAUUCAUCCAUUCGCCGGAAGUUGUUGAGCUAAGCAAGAAGAAGAUGAAAUUACUGGAGGAACAGUUUGAAAGGCAAAAAGAAAAAGCCGCGGCAAAGAAGAAAGAGAAGGAGGAGAAGAAGAAGGAAAAGGAAGAGAAGAAGAAGGAAAGGAAGGAGAAGGAGGAGAGGAAGAAGCAGAAAGAGAGAACUGAAGUCUUGUCAAAGAAGUUCAUCUGA